AUGGAGGCGGAAGAAGCGUCGGAGAGGGAGUUGGAGGAGGCGGCUGGGGUCGUCGUCGUGCAGGAAGGUAGUGGCGGGGGUGGCGGUGGCGAGAGGGAGGAUGUAAGGAUGUAUGUGGAUCUGGAUCUGGAUGCGAAUAGUGAGAUCGCGAGGGAGUUGGAUUUGGCGGUCGCGAAGAUGGACGUGGAUGUGGACGAUGAGCUGUUCAGCCUUGUCGGGGACCACGACCGCGAUCAUUGGCAUCCAUCGGUCCAGGACAGCCUUCCUUCAAUCCACUUUCUUCAUUCAACCCCGCCGUCACAAUACUUCGUAGCUGUUUGUAUCGUAGGCACGGCGUUCUCCCUGCCUCACAAAACGGCUUCCGAGAAGGCUACCGCACGACAAUGCAUUUGUUCUGAGGUGCAUGAUCGAACGGGCCUGUGCAAGUGGUCGUUCGCUCUUUGUUGCCUUCGUCGACAUCAGCAACGCCGGCUCCAUGACAUGGGAGUAUCUGGGUGUAUAUUCGAUUGGCUACGCAUGCUGUACGCUAGGAUGUCGUACAUGGUCAAACUCGGCGAUGUCACCUCGCCAGAGUUCAAGGCAUUUGCGAGCGUCUUGAUUGGAGGCCCAGCAUUACCCGCGUUAUGGAAUCUUUACAUGGCGGACUUCUGUCUCAUGCCCGACAACGACGACCCACUUCUGUCUAGCAUCUGCAUGUCUCUCCUCGAGCAUGCAGACGAUGCAUUCCUCGCGUCUUACACUGCGCUUGGGCUGUAG
Molecule: messenger RNA, 756 nt
Organism: Stereum hirsutum FP-91666 SS1
Lineage: Eukaryota; Fungi; Basidiomycota; Agaricomycetes; Russulales; Stereaceae
Exons: 2
Coding region: 1-756 (251 amino acids)
Source: RefSeq, a predicted model, not a curated record